Messenger RNA from Thlaspi arvense, 5217 nucleotides. The record is from the annotation of a GenBank genome assembly. NCBI's taxonomy places the organism in Eukaryota, Viridiplantae, Streptophyta, Magnoliopsida, Brassicales, Brassicaceae.
AAAAAAAAUCCGACUUUUUCAAUCAAAGGCGCUAACUUUCUUUCUUCUUCUUCCUCUGCUUCAUUCACCAUAACAAUCCCUCAAUCGGAUAACGUCUCUCAAUGGACGGUGCACUCUUCCCCCACAAACCUCCGUACCCAAUUCAAUCCAAGAGACCUCCACCGACUCAAACCGCUAACCAAUCCGUCAAAUUCAGCUCCGCCACACUUCACUUGCCUCCUCCUUCUCCCCCGUCUUUUCCUCUCGACUCGCUUCUCCACCAUCUCGUUCACCUCUCUUCCACGCCGCGACACGCCAACUCCGCCGCCGCUCGUUUCCCUUCCCUCGAGGUCUCGACGGAAUCGAGUCACAAAUGGCGCCAGGAGGUGAAAUCGGUGAAACCCGUUUCGAUUCCCGUUCUGGGCAUCGAAAUCGGAAGCGACGAAGGGAGAUUCGGAGACGGGUCCUUGAAGCUACUGUGCAGGAAGGAAAAUGUGCUGCUUAAUUCGAUCGUGGAACUGCCAUUGCCCGGAUUGAGCAGUUUCUUCGAUUCCGCCAAAUCUGAGUUGCUCAGAACCGAUCUGUUUAGUUUGGUAAAGGCUCUGGAUGAUUCCGGGAACUGGGAAAGAGCGGUUUUUCUGUUUGAAUGGUUACUUUUAGCUUCGAAUUCAGGAGCUUUGAAGCUCGAUCAUCAGGUUAUCGAGAUCGUAGUGAGGAUCUUAGGUAGAGAGUCUCAAUACUCCGUUGCAGCUAAGCUGCUCGACGAAAUUCCUCUGCAAGAUUAUCUUCUCGAUGUUCGUGCUUACACUACUAUCUUAUAUGCUUACUCACGGACAGGGAAGUAUGAAAAGGCAAUCGAUUUGUAUGAGAGGAUGAAAGAGAUGGGUCCUUCACCUACUUUGGUUACUUACAAUGUGAUCCUCGACGUUUUCGGGAAGAUGGGUCGAUCUUGGAGCAAGAUUCUGUUAGUUCUAGACGAAAUCAGGAGCAAAGGGCUAAACUUUGAUGAAUUCACUUGUAGCACUGUGCUCUCCGCUUGUGCAAGAGAAGGUUUGUUAAGAGAGGCCAAGGAGUUUUUCGCUGAGCUUAAGUCAGGCGGAUAUGAGCCCGGAACCGUAACUUACAACGCGUUGCUUCAAGUCUUUGGUAAAGCAGGAGUUUAUACAGAAGCACUAAAGAUUCUGAAAGAGAUGGAGGAAAGCAACUGCCCUGCAGAUUCCGUGACGUACAAUGAGCUUGUUGCAGCUUACGUUAGAGCUGGUUUUACCAAAGAAGCUGCUGGUGUCAUUGAGAUGAUGACUCGAAAAGGAGUGAUGCCGAACGCAAUCACUUAUACCACGGUGAUAGAUGCUUAUGGGAAGUCGGGAAAGGAGGAAGAGGCUUUGAAGCUGUUCUACAGUAUGAAGAAAGCAGGCUGUGUUCCCAACACUUGCACCUACAACGCAGUGCUUAGUAUGUUGGGGAAAAAAUCGAGAUCCAGUGACAUGGUUAAGAUGUUGUGUGAUAUGAAGUCUAAUGGGUGUUCCCCGAAUCGUGUCACGUGGAACACGAUGCUUGCUCUGUGUGGGAAUAAAGGUAUGGAUAAGUACGUGAACCGGGUGUUCCGUGAAAUGAAGAGCUGUGGUUUCGAGCCUGAUAGAGACACGUUCAACACGCUGAUUAGCGCUUAUGGUCGAUGCGGUUCAGAGGUUGACGCGUCGAAGAUGUUUGGUGAGAUGACAAGAGCUGGUUUCAACGCUUGUGUCACGACUUACAACGCGUUGCUUAAUGCCUUGGCUAGACAAGGUGAUUGGAGAUCAGGAGAGAAUGUGAUCUCAGACAUGAAAAGCAAAGGAUUCAAACCAACGGAAACAUCUUACUCCUUGAUGCUUCAAUGCUAUGCCAAAGGAGGGAACGUUCUUGGGAUAGAGAGAAUCGAGAAGGAGAUAAACGAAGGCUACAUAUUCCCGAGCUGGAUGCUUUUGAGAACUUUGCUUCUCGCAAACUUCAAAUGCCGAGCACUCGCCGGGAUGGAGAGAGCCUUCGCGUUGUUUAAAAAGCACGGAUACAAACCGGACAUGGUGAUUUUCAACUCGAUGCUCUCCAUUUACACAAGGAACAACAUGUACGAUCAAGGGCACGAGAUUCUCCAGUCUAUACGCGAGCACGAGCUGAACCCUGAUCUUGUAACCUACAACAGCCUCAUGGACAUGUACGUGAGAAGAGGAGAGUGUUGGAAAGCAGAAGAGAUCCUCAAGAAUCUAGAGAAAUCGAAGCUGAGACCGGACCUGGUUUCUUACAACACGGUGAUCAAAGGCUUCUGCAGGAAAGGGUUGAUGCAAGAAGCGGUCAGGAUGCUCUCUGAGAUGACGGAGCGUGGGAUCAGACCGUGCAUAUUCACUUACAACACGUUUGUUUCCGGUUACACGGCGAUGGGGAUGUUUGAAGAGAUUGAGGAUGUGAUUGAGUAUAUGGCGAAGAACGAGUGCAGACCAAAUGAGUUGACUUAUAAAAUGGUUGUGGAUGGUUAUUGCAGAGCAGGCAAGUACAGUGAAGCCAUGAGUUUUGUUUCCAAGAUUAAGACACUUGAUGCUCACUUUGAUGAUCAGUCCAUCCAAAAGCUAGCUCUUCGAGUACGUGAGAAUUUAGAAUCCUAAAUGAAACUAUAUAAAUAUUUGUUUCUUUUUGUAGAUUUGUGGGUUUUUUUUUGUAUUGUAAUUUACAUUUCAUUUUCACUCCGAGAAAAAUAAUAAGCACAACUUUGAACCUUUGAUGAUGAUGAAAAGAAAAUGUUCAAUUGAAACUUAAAUAAAAAAUCAGUAAAUUGGACCGGAAAGCAAAUUGAACCGGAAAUGUGGAAUUUGAGGAACCGGUUAAGAUGAAAAAGGAGAGGCACCGAGAUUCCUGAGUCAUCGACACCGACCGAAUCUCUCUCCUCUCUCCUCUAGAAGUGGCCGGUGGAAUCCAUUACCUACAAAUAUCAGAUUGCUCCUAUUUUGCUUGGCUCUUAAUCAUAGUCAAACUAUCUUCUUCUUCUUCUUCUGGGUUUCAAGGCGGUUUCUGGGUUUUUGUCUUCGAUUUUGACCUUUUGUUCUGUUCAAUUCCGUGUUUACUGUAUGCAAAAUCAAAUGGAGUGGGAUAGCGAUUCCGAUCUCAGCGGCGGCGAUGAGGUCGUGGAUGAUGGAUGGUUCGGCGGAGAUAACGGACCGAUUCCGUUCCCGGUGAGUAGUCUUCCCGGAACGGCGCCGUGUGGGUUCGUGGUCAGCGACGCUCUUGAGCCUGACCAACCUAUUAUCUAUGUAAACACCGUCUUCGAGAUGGUCACUGGGUAUCGAGCUGAGGAAGUUAUCGGUAGAAAUUGCCGGUUCUUGCAGUAUAGAGGGCAAUAUGCUAAAAGAAGGCAUCCAUCAGUAGAUUCUACAGUUGUGUCGAAGAUGCGACAAUCUCUAGAGAAGGGCAUCGAGUUUCAAGGCGAGCUGCUGAACUUUCGGAAAGAUGGGUCUCCUUUGAUGAACAAGCUGCGUGUAGUUCCUAUCCGUGAAGAAGACGAGAUCACUCAUUUCAUAGGUGUUCUCUUCUUCACAGAUGCAAAGAUCGAUCUUGGCCCACCUCCUGGUUUGUAUGCAAAAGAGAUCCCGAGAACAUCUCGCUCAUUCUCCUCUGCUUUACCUAUCGGAGAACGUAAUGUCUCUCGCGGGCUCUGUGGGAUUUUCGAGCUGAGUGAUGAGGUAAUAGCUCUCAAGAUAUUGUCGCAGCUGACUCCUCGUGAUAUUGCAUCGGUUAGUUGUGUGUGUCGGCGGCUCGAUGAGCUGACAAAGAACGAUGAUGUGUGGAGAAUGGUCUGUCAAAACACAUGGGGAACCGAGGCUACACGUGUCCUCGAGAGUGUUCCCGGUGCAAAGAGGAUCGGCUGGGUGCGACUGGCUCGAGAGUUCACCACACAUGAAGCAACGGCGUGGAGGAAGUUCUCUGUUGGAGGCACUGUCGAGCCUUCCCGGUGUAAUUUCAGCGCUUGCGCCGUUGGGAACAGGAUUGUUAUCUUUGGUGGGGAAGGUGUGAAUAUGCAACCGAUGAAUGAUACAUUCGUGUUGGACCUUGGCUCGAGUAGUCCCGAGUGGAAAUCCGUUCUGGUCAGCUCUCCUCCUCCUGGUCGCUGGGGUCACACGCUCUCUUGUGUCAACGGUUCCCGUUUAGUAGUGUUUGGAGGUUACGGGAGCCACGGGUUACUCAACGAUGUCUUCUUGUUAGACCUUGAUGCAGACCCUCCGACAUGGAGAGAGGUAUCCGGUUUGGCUCCUCCAAUACCAAGAUCGUGGCACAGCUCGUGCACACUCGAUGGAACCAAGCUGAUUGUAUCUGGUGGUUGUGCUGAUUCAGGAGCUCUACUCAGCGAUACUUUCUUGCUUGACCUUUCAAUGGAUAUACCAACUUGGAGGGAGAUACCGGUUCCAUGGUCUCCUCCAUCGCGCCUUGGACAUACGCUUACCGUCUAUGGUGACCGAAAGAUCCUCAUGUUUGGUGGUCUUGCGAAAUCCGGCUCUCUGAGAUUCCGAUCUAACGAUGUGUACACGAUGGAUCUCAGCGAGGAUGAACCGUCUUGGAGACCUGUGAUCGGGUAUGGAUCUAGCCUUCCGGGAGGCAUGGCGGCUCCACCACCGAGGCUAGAUCAUGUGGCGAUAAGUCUUCCCGGUGGUAGAAUCUUGAUCUUUGGUGGUUCGGUUGCAGGGCUUGACUCGGCCUCUCAGCUUUAUCUUCUUGAUCCAACGGAGGAGACACCGGCGUGGAGGAUAUUGAAUGUGAAGGGAAGUCCGCCGAGGUUUGCGUGGGGACACACCACUUGUGUGGUCGGAGGAACUCGGUUGGUCGUCUUAGGUGGCCAAACCGGAGAAGAGUGGAUGCUAAAUGAAGCUCACGAGCUCUUAUUAGCCACCUCUAAUACUACAGUCACCUCGUCAAGACACGAAGAAGAGAAAAGGGUCUUCUAGAUGUUUUGAUCAAAAUGGGAAAACUCAAAAACAUGUUCAUUAGUUGCUCUGUACAUGGUGAGUUUGUGAGUUUGGUACGUCCAUGUUUUGCUCAUCUGUUGAUUUACUGUUAUAUGUAUAUGCAAUGUUUACGAAUUUGAUUUGUAUAUUCUUUCUUUUGUAGUAAUUUUUUGUAGGUGACCAAAACCAAGCUUAAAAACUGAUCUGUUUAAAAGAAAUCAAGUUGUAGCAUUGUUUAAUUUGUUUUAUUUCUCUAUAUUAGAUAUACAGAAAA